AUGGCCAUCUCCUCCACACCAGCCCCAACCAAAGUCCCCUCCCCGAACAAACUCGCCCACGUCGUCCUCCGCACCAAAGACAUGCCCGCCAUGACCAAAUGGUACUGCGACUUCCUCGGCGGCCGCAUCGUCCAUGCAAACCCAGCAAUCGCCUUCAUCACCUACGACGACGAGCACCACCGCAUGGCAUUCGUCAACAUCCCUGGCCUGCAGGACAAGGUCCGCCACUCCAACGGGCUGGAGCAUAUUUCGUUCACGUGGGACUCCCUGACGGACUUGGUUACUGCUUAUAAGGUUCGGAAGGUUGAGCAGGGGAUUGAGCCGGUGUGGUGUGUCAAUCAUGGGCUUACGACCAGCUUGUACUAUAAGGACCCAGAUGGGAAUUUGCUGGGGCUGACGGUUGCGGUGUGGACAGAGACGCAAGUCGAUAACCUCAACAACGAAGAAAGCGACGCACUGAUCAACUCGGAAGACUUCGCCAAGAACCCGGUCGGUAUAGAUUUCGAUCCCGAGGAGCUGUAUGAGCAGGUGCAGAGGGAUGGCGAGGAGGCUGUCAUGGAGAGGCUACGGGUUCGAAAAGACAUUGGACCACGCGGGAUUGAGUCUAUUCCUGCGGCGUACAUGACAUAG
Messenger RNA from Cyphellophora attinorum, 630 nucleotides. Its product is annotated as Biphenyl-2,3-diol 1,2-dioxygenase 3. The transcript is spliced from 2 exons. The coding region runs from base 1 to 630 and encodes 209 amino acids. Lineage: Eukaryota; Fungi; Ascomycota; Eurotiomycetes; Chaetothyriales; Cyphellophoraceae. The record is from RefSeq and is a predicted model, not a curated record.